Messenger RNA from Morchella importuna, 1539 nucleotides. RefSeq lists its product as uncharacterized. The transcript has a single exon. The record is from RefSeq and is a predicted model, not a curated record. The coding region runs from base 1 to 1539 and encodes 512 amino acids. NCBI's taxonomy places the organism in Eukaryota, Fungi, Ascomycota, Pezizomycetes, Pezizales, Morchellaceae.
AUGUUUCGCGGGAACGCUCCCACCCCUCCUCCAGGAACUCCUCCACCGAGUCUCCCAACUGGAAUAAGAUUACCAGUGCCAGGAGUAACACCAACAAGAUCCACAGCACCCAGUUCCAGCACACCAACACCAUCCAGAAGUGGAACCAGUCUGAGCAGACCAGACACCCCCCAACUACCCAUUGCCUUCGGUCCCGACCCUUUUUACUUCCAUCUCCCAGACCUUGACAAUAGUGACACCAAUAGGGCAGACUCGGACAACAUGGAGUGGGCAGGAGGAACACCUCGCCCCUCUUCUCUCCCCGCCCAAGCCCCCUCAACCCCCCUCCCCCCCUCCGCCGCUUCCAACCAAAUUGACUCCAUGUCAGCUACCCAAUCCAACCCCAUCACACCCAUCCUCCACCUCAUGCCCUCUCGCCCCUGGACACGCAACGAGAUCCGCGAGGAUCUCAUCCACCGCCUAACCAGCCUUAUCAACUACCCAACCCCACCCACCUACGCCCUCCUACAGUGCAGAAUAUCAGAAAUCCGAACCGUGGCCAUCACUCUCACACUCCUCGCCAAUAGAACGCCGCCCGAGGAGCUCACCCCCGAUAAUACACCACCUACCUCACUUGAUAACCUCGUCCUAGAAGAAUAUCGGACAUACCUGGCCAAUGAAGCGGCGACCCAGCAACAAGUGCGCGAGUCAACCCCUGACUCUGGGCUCACCGCCAGCAACGACGAGGCCGUGGGCCGUGCCAUGGCACACUUUAAUACACUCCUGCGCUCCAUGCGCAGCGAGGGCGGCGGCAUAUCCUUCACAGCCUCUGUUCUUGCGGCGCGGGAGGCGGUUUCAAGUAUGCUCCCUGGCGGGCCCGCGUGGGCUCGGGAUGAAGCCGGAUCUACAGUUGGCUGGAACCCGAGCCAGGACGCCGCUGCUGCUGCUAGGUCCAGAGAGAGGCAGGAGGCGGCAAGGGGACGUUUUGAGGAACUCAGGAAUGCGGGGCCAUCCUACUGGGGUGAUGGAGUACCACAGGGCGCACAGUCAUCACCUGGGAGUGGAUUCAUGAGGAGGGAGAGGUUGGAUGAUUCAGAUAGCUCGACAGCCUCAGGCCCGUCGCAGAGAGCAGCUGAGAGCGAGGCGGGCGAUGGGCCUGACCUCGGCAUCCUCGGCCUCCUGGGCGGCCGGCCGACAGCGGAGUACUAUCGUAGCAGGUUCCCGAUGGCUACGGAUGAGGAAAUCGCUGAAGCCUUGAUCCGUAGGGAAGUGUUCCGCCCGCGUCGUGUGGCGAGGCAGACUAGGAAUCGUGAUCCUAGGAGUGCGGGGGUGUCGACUAGGGUGUGGCCGGAUGCGAGGAGCAUGACCGCGGAGCAGAUCGCGGAGUUUAAUAGAGUGGCGAGGAUGGAGGAUAGGGAGGAGGAUGAGAGGAUAGAGAGACAAAGAGCGGAGGAGAGAAGAAGGGUAGAGGAGGAGGAGGGUAGGAUAGCUGCAGUGAGGGAGCAGGUGACAAGAAGGUUGAGGGAUGCGAUGGAGGAGGAGAUGAGAGGUGCCAGUUAG